This is a messenger RNA of Archocentrus centrarchus (flier cichlid), 2891 nucleotides long. RefSeq names its product serine hydrolase-like protein. NCBI's taxonomy places the organism in Eukaryota, Metazoa, Chordata, Actinopteri, Cichliformes, Cichlidae. The record is from RefSeq and is a predicted model, not a curated record. The transcript has 12 exons. The coding region runs from base 117 to 1103 and encodes 328 amino acids. Gene Ontology annotation, cellular component: membrane.
AGAUAGCGGUGAGCGUCAAAAAGACUGGUAGAGUUGUUACAAGUUGUAUUUUGUUGCAAAAAAAACCAAAAAAAACAAAAAGUCAGAUUUUAGUUACAUUGUUUUCAGACUCCACGAUGAUGCAGGCUUUGAAAGGCGUCAGACACGUGACAUCCAGUACGAUGAAACAAGCAGUUUCAGAGCUCUCUGUGGCAGUCCCAUGGGGGGAGAUUCGAGGUAAAGUCUGGGGUCCUGAUCACGGCCGCCCUGUGCUGUGCCUGCAUGGCUGGGCCGAUAACUGCGGUACAUUCAAUGCUCUGCUUCCCCUCCUACCCAAAGAGUUCCGAUAUGUGGCGGUGGACCUGGCAGGUCACGGUCGCUCGUCACACCGUCCUCCUGGAGUUCUGUACGCCUUUCCUUCCUACGUGAUGGAUGUACGCAGAGUCAUUGAUGCUCUGCAGUGGAGCAAAUUCACCAUUAUAGGCCACAGCAUGGGUGGUAACAUUGCAGGAAUGUUCAGUGCUUUGUAUCCUGAGAUGGUGAAUGCCGUGGUGCUUCUGGACUCCUACGGAUUUUUACCUACAGAUCUGAAGGAAAUGUCCAAAGUGAUCAGGCAGGGGUUUGAUGAGAUGCUUCAGUUUGAAAAAAAGAUGGAAGAGGAGAAGAAGCGAGUGUACACUUACAAGAAGGCAGUAGAAAGGUUGAUGUCUGUAAACCAAACACUUUCUGAACGUUCUGCAAAAAUUCUUCUGGAGCGAGGUGCCAUUCAGGUUGAUGGAGGAGUGGUGUUCUCCAGAGACUUUCGGAUUAAUCUGACAAACAUCGCACGCAUCACUUUGGAGCAGAGUCUGGAGCUGCAGUCGAGGAUAACGGCCUCUGUCCUAGUUAUUCUAGCAGAAAAUGGCUUUGGGAAAAUGUUUGUUGAAGAAGAGGAAAAUAAAUUUGUAUCAGCACUUCUUCAAGCCUAUAGGGACAAAAAUCAUGCUGUGGUGACCGUUCCAGGUGAUCAUCACGUCCACCUGAAUAAUCCUGAUGUCGUUGCUCCAGUUUUGUCAGACUUCCUGCAGACCAAAGUCCUCUCUCAGUCUGAUACACCAACUAAUGUUCAGACUUCUAAGUUAUAGCAAACACACACUUGAACCAGUCCCAUCACACUGACCUGUUUUCUUGUAUUUAUACUGUACUAUUUACACAGAUUUAACUUUGGUGCUUAAAGCUCAUUCUGCCAUUUGUCUCAGUCACUAAAAUGAGUCCACUAAGACUUGAUGAACUCAUGAAGUAUUUAAAGCAUUUAAUAGCUACUGGUGCUGCUGAUUUGAAGGAGAAAACAUUGUUUUACCAUCAAGCUGUUUUUGUUUAACUGCAGAGGGGUGCGCUACGAACAAGUGACAUAGCCAGACUCAUGUUCAUAUUGGCUGGCUUGUAACCUAAACACUGGUGAGAGAUGAGGAGUGUCACAAUGGUAAUUAUCAACUUUCUCUGUUAACUCAGGCUCAUGUAAAAGGGGGCGUCAGGCGUUUCAUUUCAUUCUGCAAAAAAUGGAUCAAUUCAGCCCCUCAUACUCCAGUCAGAGGCAUCAACAGAGGAACAUAUGAUAGUGAUCACUGAAGAAAAGCCUGGGAAAAAAAAAAAUGUAAAGCAAACCCCAGUGCUGCAAAAGAGAAACUGCAUGAGUUAUAUUUUCCCACUCAGUGUCCCCCAUUUAUUUCUAACAUACCACAUUGGAGCUCCGACUAAAAAAAAAAUUAUACUUUUAAAUACAUUUAAAGAAAAGUCCAUUGAGUCAUUAGACAAUCCUAUGGCCUAAUGAUGGUGAUGCGGAAAUGGCAAUAGUUUGUGGCUAUAUAAAAGUGGGAAAAUUUUACUAAUUCAAUAUUUUUGGUGAUAACAAGAAUCUUAUGUGUUCUAUUUGCAGUGUAAAAGUGAUCUGGCAGCCGAUUAGGAUCAAACAUAAAAUUUAUUUUCUACAUGUAAUUUUACUGUAAGUUGUUUUUUUUUUUUGGGUGGGGGGUGGGGGGGUCAGUAAGAAAUGGCUCAACACAGAAUGUAUAUCAGGCUUGAAGUCUCCUAAAAAUAAAUAAGAAUCUUUUGAAGAUAUGAAAAUGUGGUUUUCCCAGCUUGUUUGGUGUCAUUUAUUGGAUUGGAUGAUUGAAGUCGGAAGGAACAAGACAAAUUGGCAAUUUUAACAAUUUGUUCACUAAACAAACCAGAGCCUCAGUAGCAUGUGGAAGAACCAUACACAGCCAGGCAUCUCUUCCUCAUCCUGGUCACCAGCUUGGUCACACUGUUAUUACAAAUGUGGCACCAUUUCAGGGGAAAUGCACAGGCUUUCCAACGGUACAUGAUUUAUUACCAAGAAGCACUGUGUCAAAAAAAGAAACAAGUUCAAAUUUCCCAUUUAUAUCAAAUACAAUGCCUCAUUAAUUUCAUGAUAAUAUCCACAAAAGCUGAAUUAUGCAUGUUUAGCAACCACCUAGCAAUAGGCUAAAAUAAUCACUUUUUAGGAUAUAAACAUCAUCUGCCACCCAGAUUAUUUUUAAAUGUUCUCAUUGUGAUGAAGUAUAUCAGUUUGCCAGCAGUACAACAGGCUUCUGCCUGUGACCUGGAAAUCAGUCUGUGUGUCUAAGGGUGUCUCAAUUCCUGAAAUGCAUGUGGAUGGGAGAGGAGAGAGGAGGCUACACAGCUGUACCUUCUGGUGUAGUAUUUAAACUCCAGCAUAGGCUACAAAAAAGCUAGAAUAUACAAAUCACUGUAGGAGGACCAUUUAAACAACUGCUCUUUUCAUCCUCCAGGGGUCAGUUCAGUUAUUCAAGCUGAUCAAACUUCCUGCUUUUCGCUGUUUUUCUGUGAGUUUAAAAAAAAUAAAAUCUGAUAUUUUGUCACAUUGUGCCAUGUUGUGAACUUAAACUGUC